Colletotrichum lupini is the source of this 342-nucleotide messenger RNA. RefSeq names its product LSM domain-containing protein. NCBI's taxonomy places the organism in Eukaryota, Fungi, Ascomycota, Sordariomycetes, Glomerellales, Glomerellaceae. Gene Ontology annotation, cellular component: NatC complex. The record is from RefSeq and is a predicted model, not a curated record. The transcript has 2 exons. Bases 1 to 342 code for a protein of 113 amino acids.
AUGGACAAACAGGAGGCAAGAGAUUUCCUGACUUCGCUUCUCAACAAGAACCUACGCGUCCUGGCUACUGAUGGCCGUAUGUUCCUUGGCCAAUUCAAGUGCACCGAUCCGGAUCGCAAUGUAGUACUAGCUCAUACCUACGAAUAUCGACAGCCAUCAGCGCAGCAGCGGGCUGAAGCCGCAAAGAAGGCUACAGAAGGAAUCACCUCAGUCACGAUGGACAUGACAUCCCGGUACCUGGGCUUGGUCGUGGUGCCUGGGCAGUACAUUGUGAAGAUUGAAGUAGAAGAAUUCACGAGUCAGAUCGGGAGCCGGAAUCCAUACGCCGACGUUGUCGUAUAG